AUGUUCUUCGCUGUCUGCUCCGGAGAAAUCGAACACUACACGAGAUUCGAGGUUUGGGAGGCAUUAGAACUAACAUGUGAACCCGAGGUUGACACAUUCACUCGGGACACCAUAUAUCACGUCAUUGAAAGCAAAAGAUGCCCUCACACAGGCUCAUGCUUUGGGAAAAAGUGUGCCACGGUAAACGUUACAAGAGCUACAGCAUGCGUAGGGUCCUGUGGUGGACCUGGAUGUGACUGCUUUUACUGGCCAGGUUGCCUUUUCUAUCGCGUUUAUGUUACUCCUGUGUCACCACAAGUUUAUGAAAAUUUUCAUUGUAAUCGAUGGCGAGAAGCCGCAAAGAUAGAAUGGACUUACUUUGACGCUAAUCUACGCAAAACGCGCUUUUAUACGGCUCAUAUGCACCCUAGUGUCCCAGUUCUUUGGAAAUCAUUUUCUUUUACCUUAUCAUCUAUCACUAUACCUCCUACUCCAGUACUCCAUAAACCUUUCAUUUCCGAUGAAAAUCAAACAGCAAUAUGGAAUACCCAGUUCACGUCACCUCUGCAA
Strongylus vulgaris is the source of this 549-nucleotide messenger RNA. The record is from the annotation of a GenBank genome assembly. Lineage: Eukaryota; Metazoa; Nematoda; Chromadorea; Rhabditida; Strongylidae.